Messenger RNA from Camelina sativa (false flax), 2298 nucleotides. Lineage: Eukaryota; Viridiplantae; Streptophyta; Magnoliopsida; Brassicales; Brassicaceae. The record is from RefSeq and is a predicted model, not a curated record.
UACCACAAACCCCUUUGGUCCGCUCUCUGACACUCGUCCACAAGUCGCAACCUCCGCCUUAAGAUGAGAGCCGCCGUCACCGCCUCCGCCUCCGCCUCAGUCAGUCUUCGCCAUCUCUACGGCGGCUUCCCUUGUAUUGUCCCCUCUCGUUCUUUUUCCUCCUUACCUUUUCGCUCUCCUCGUCUCUGCAUCUUCCUCCGCCGCAACAUCCGCCCUCGCCAACUCUUCCUUAGCCGUACAUACGCCGCAAGCUUCAGUUCUUGUUCAGGUGCUGAUUCGACCUACGACGUUAUUGUGGUUGGUGCGGGACAUGCUGGGUGUGAAGCGGCCCUAGCCUCUGCUCGAUUGGGUGCUAGUACUCUGCUUCUCACAUUGAACCUCGAUCGAAUAGCUUGGCAGCCUUGUAAUCCAGCAGUAGGCGGACCAGCAAAAUCACAAUUGGUACAUGAAGUUGAUGCACUUGGUGGUGAUAUUGGGAAAGUUGCUGAUAGAUGUUAUUUACAGAAGCGUAUUCUAAAUGUCUCAAGAGGCCCUGCUGUAAGAUCGUUACGUGCUCAGACCGACAAAAGAGAAUAUGCCAUGGAGAUGAAAAAGAUAGUGGAAAGCACUGAAAAUCUCUCUAUUAGAGAGGCAAUGGUAACAGAUAUCCUAGUUGGGAAGAAUGACAAUGUGGCAGGCGUAGCCACAUUUUUCGGGAUGGACUUUUAUGCACCUUCCGUUAUUCUCACCACCGGAACCUUUAUGAGUGGGAAGAUUUGGGUCGGUAAAAAGUCUAUGCCAGCUGGAAGAGCUGGCGAGUCAGUUUCACAAGGAUUGACAGAGAAUUUGCAAAAACUUGGAUUUGAAACAGAUCGCUUAAAGACUGGUACUCCAGCGCGUGUGGAUCGCCGGACUAUAGACUUUUCCAAUUUGGAGGCUCAACAUGGAGACGAAGAGGUCAGCUGGUUUAGUUUUGACCCAGAAUUUCAUGUCGAGAGAGAGCAAAUGUGCUGCUACCUAACUCGUACGACAAACUUAACACACCAAUUAAUCCGAGAUAAUUUGCAUGAGACCCCAACUUAUGGUGGAUGGGUUGAAGCAAAAGGGCCUAGGUAUUGCCCUUCCAUUGAGGACAAGAUUGUUAGGUUCAAAGACAAAGAGUCCCAUCAAAUAUUCCUCGAACCAGAGGGCCGAGACGUUCCUGAGAUCUAUGUGCAGGGAUUUUCAACUGGCCUGCCAGAGAAUCUCCAGCUGCCGCUUCUAAGAAGCUUGCCAGGACUUGAAAAUUGCUCCAUGCUUAGGCCUGCCUAUGCUGUUGAGUAUGAUUAUUUGCCAGCUCAUCAGUGUUCUAGGUCCCUUAUGACGAAGAAAAUUGAAGGUCUUUUUUUCUCUGGUCAGAUCAAUGGCACAACUGGUUAUGAAGAGGCUGCCGCACAGGGUAUUUUAUCUGGAAUCAAUGCUGCCAGACACUCGGAUGGUAAGAAACACAUUGUACUUGAGAGGGAAAGCAGUUAUAUAGGUACAUUGAUUGACGAUUUAGUCACAAAGGAUCUCAGAGAGCCAUACCGCAUGCUAACAAGCCGUUCAGAACAUCGUCUUCUUCUUCGAUUCGAUAAUGCGGAUAGUCGACUCACACCUCUAGGGCGUGAACUUGGAUUGAUAGAUGAUAGGCGAUGGAAGUUGUACCAAGAGAAGCAAGCAAAGAUUUCAGAAGAGAAGAAGAGACUGAAAACUGUUAAGAUUUCAGUUGCAGGAGGUGAUUUGGCUGCUGAAGUUUCUAAUGUGUCUUCUCAGCCAGUCAAAGAAUCUGCAACACUAGAGAGUCUACUAAAGAAACCUCAUGUCCACUACAAGCUUCUUGAGAAGCAUGGCUUUGGAAAUGAAACAUUAUCUAGAAUGGAGAAAGAGUGUGUAGAGAUCGAUAUAAUUCAGGUGAGACCAGAGACAAUCGGGCAGGCAAGUAGAGUAGGCGGAGUCAGUCCUGCUGACAUAACAGCUUUGCUCAUAACACUAGAAUCAAACCGAAGGAGAACUCAAGAGGUAAAGAGAGGAAAAAUACUAGAGCAUGCCUUGGCAGAAUCGAGUCCACAAUGGGUAGAAGAUAGAGAGCAUAUGGUUAAUACUGAUUAAGAAGUUGUACAGGUUAGCAUCAACAACUCUCCAAGAUUGUACAACCUUGAUAAUGAUUUUGAUCUACCGCCAUUCUCUCGAAUGGCCAAGAAAGAUUUACUUUUUUUACUUUUGUGUAACCUCAUGGCUGAUUUUUUUUGUAUGAUUCUUUCUGCUUAUACGGUUCAAACUCCUCAUCAUUAUCAUCAA